This is a messenger RNA of Erpetoichthys calabaricus (reedfish), 1337 nucleotides long. RefSeq names its product tyrosine-protein phosphatase non-receptor type substrate 1-like. The record is from RefSeq and is a predicted model, not a curated record. The transcript has 6 exons. NCBI's taxonomy places the organism in Eukaryota, Metazoa, Chordata, Cladistia, Polypteriformes, Polypteridae. Bases 131 to 1180 code for a protein of 349 amino acids.
GAGAGCUGAGAACCUUUUGAUACUUGCCGUCUGUACUGUGCUUUCGCAAACGUAAUAUUUUGGUGCGAUCUUAAAAGAUUUCCACAUUGUCAAAGGUCCUCAGCACUAAGUUAAAGGGCAAAUUUGAAACAUGCAUCAUCUGCACUUUUGGAUCUAUUUCAUAGGUAUCGGAACGGGUGCUGUCUUCCAGAUUAUCCAGUCCCCAACGUUUCUGCAGCUAUAUGUCGGAGACACCGCGGUCAUCCAUUGCAGUCUCUUAGGCUGCGCACCCAGACGUUACUUCUGGAAUAAAACCACAGAAUGCGAAAAUAGAACAGAUGACCUUUUUAAUACCAGCCGGAUAUCGAUUUCUGUGUCCGGCACUGUUAGAGUUGAAAACGUGACGGGUUCUGACAGUGGGGUGUAUUACUGCCGAGUGAUCCACAAGUGCUUGAAGCAGAGCCCUGGACCAGUACGUGGUAACGGGACUCGUUUAAUGGUCAUGGAGACCCCCAGUCUGCACCUCCAGUUAAAUUUCUCUUCUAACAAUCCUGAAGACCUAAUCCUGACCUGCAGUGCUGUGGGUUUCUACUCUUCUGAUUUCACACUGUCCUGGCACCAUUCUCUCCCUGAGGUGCUCCAUCCCACCCAGCAGGAUGCACGCUCAGUCCUACAGGUUGGCACAUACAGUCGAAGCUCCACUAUGUUGGUCACCAAGACACUGUGGGCACCGGGGACUGAGAUUGGGUGUGAAGCAAAUCAUACAUCAUUGACAAGGCCUCUGAAGAAGUACAUUAGGAGUCCAUUGGAGAAAGCUGACUCAAGUUUGGAAUAUGCAUAUUUAUUUGCUCUUCUUGCUCUGCCAAUAAUUUUGGGCUGCAUUUAUUUCAUUGUGAAUUUCUUCAAAACCAAAGCAGAAUCAGAUGCUGCUAAAUCCAGAGACAAAGGGAACAAAGAAGAGGAGGAAAAAGAACUGCAGUACUCAACUCUUGUGCACAAGAAUCUAAAGAAAUGUUCUUUUUCAAAAAAUGAAAAUGAGCUCAAGUGUAUAUAUACACAGGCAAAGCCAAAAGGAGACAGCAUGGCAGAAUAUGAAGACUGUGUAGAUUAUGCUGUUCUGGAUAUGCAUGAGAAUCCAGCUGCAGCCACAGUGGACACUCCGGUAUGUAGCCAGUACUCAUCAUUGGCCUCCAUCUUAUAGAUAUAGAGAUAUAUAUUGUGCAGAUUGCUUAGCUUAUUAAAGAUAUAAAACAACAAAAAAAUCAUUUGAAAUCUAAACAUUAUUAAAUUAUUUUUGCUACAAAAAUGUUAUCCAUUGAAGUAUUUUAAUAUAUUGUUUGUGUAAGUAAGCUUAUACU